AUGGCGGGCGGGAGAUGGCUCUUCCCCCUCGUCUCCGUCUCGUUCGUUGCAGUCCUCCUCGUCCUCUCCGCCAUCUCCGGCUUCAUCGCCUCCUCAGCCUUCUUCGCUGGCCAGCCGGACGCCGCCGAUGUUCACCGCGGCGCAGCCCACCCGCCGGCCUUCGCGUACUACAUUUCCGGCGGUCGCGGCGACGCCUCUCGGAUGAUCCGCCUCCUCCUCGCCGUGUACCACCCCAGGAACCGCUACCUUCUCCACAUUUCUGCCGAUGCCCCUAACUCGGAGCGCGCGGAUCUGGCGAUCCGCGUCCGGCUCUCGAUGCCCGCCGUAAGAGCGUUCGAGAACGUGGACGUGGUGGGCAAGGCCAGCCCCAUGACCCCGAUGGGGUCGUCCGAGCUGGCUGCGAGGUUGCAUGCUGCGUCGGUGCUCCUCCGCCUCGAUGGUAGCUGGGAUUGGUUUGUGACCUUGAAUGCAGCGGAUUAUCCGCUGGUCACGCAAGACGAUAUGAUUCAUGUUUUCUCGUCUGUGCCUAGGGACUUUAACUUUGUGGAUCAUACCAGUGACCUUGGAUGGAAAGAAUAUCAAAGGGUGCAGCCUAUUAUAGUCGAUGCAGGCAUCUAUUUGGCAAAUAGGAAACAAUUCUUCCAAGCUUCACAGAAGCGGGACACUCCUGAGUCCUUCAAAUUCUUCACAGGUUCGCCAUGGGUUAUUCUGAGCAGAUCUUUCAUAGAGUACAGUGUUUUAGGUUGGGACAAUCUUCCCCGAACAUUACUUUUGUACUUCACGAAUGUAAUACUGUCCCAGGAAGGCUAUUUCCAUUCAGUCAUGUGCAAUUCCCCUGAUUUCCAGAACACAACCAUAAACAGCAACCUGAGGUACAUGGUGUGGGAUAAUCCUCCAAAGAUGGAGCCUCAUUUCCUGAACAUGACAGAUUUUGACAGGAUGAUGGAAAGUGGAAUGCCUUUUGCAAGGCAGUUCCAUCAGGAUGACCCAGUGCUCAACAAAAUCGAUGACAAGGUACUCGGACGUCGGCACCAUCAGGCUGUUCCUGGGGCUUGGUGCUCCGGGCGCAAGAGAUGGUGGACAGAUCCAUGUUCCCAUUGGAGCAAUGCCAACAUCAUGAGACCUGGUCCACAAGCUGAGAAGUUUGCUCAGGUGAUGAAGGAUCUUUUAGACAAAUGGAAGUCUGAUUCAAGGUCAUGCAAAAGCCACGAGAAUGCCACGAUUAGUUCCUAGAACCUCAGUGGCGUGCCAUUCAGCCAUUUCCCCACGCAGGGAACUAGCAUUGGUAGGAUGGAUUUUGAUACGGAGGUGGUGGGUGGUUCAUUGUUUUGAUGCUGGUCUGGCUUUAAAAUUUUCCUGUAUAUUAUUCAACUAGCUACGGCGAUACAAUGCAUUUUAGAGGCCAGCAUGUCAUCAAAACCCAAUAAUAUAACUUCUUUCUUUUAAUA
Musa acuminata subsp. malaccensis (wild Malaysian banana) is the source of this 1448-nucleotide messenger RNA. RefSeq names its product beta-glucuronosyltransferase GlcAT14A. Gene Ontology annotation, cellular component: membrane. Lineage: Eukaryota; Viridiplantae; Streptophyta; Magnoliopsida; Zingiberales; Musaceae. The record is from RefSeq and is a predicted model, not a curated record. Gene Ontology annotation, molecular function: glucuronosyltransferase activity.